Molecule: messenger RNA, 2394 nt
Organism: Aspergillus vadensis CBS 113365
Lineage: Eukaryota; Fungi; Ascomycota; Eurotiomycetes; Eurotiales; Aspergillaceae
Product: HET-domain-containing protein
Exons: 2
Coding region: 1-2394 (797 amino acids)
Source: RefSeq, a predicted model, not a curated record
AUGCCAUCCACCCUUUGCAAAAGAUGCGAAGUUCUUUACUUUAGCGCCGAGUCCCUCGCUCGAUAUGGCUUCACCGAGGUUGGAUCAGAAUCCAGCGGACCCCAUUUGCAAUUCCCAGCUGGGCAACAUUCCAUUCCUAUCGAAUUCGACUGUCGUGAUGACCUCCCCGAAUUACCGGCUCUUAGAGCGUCAGGCGAGGCAGGAUGCCUAUUCUGUCCAGCGCUCCGGAAAUCGCUACUGAAUGGCAUUAGCGAACGUCGUCUUCGCAGCUGGGCCCCGGAAGAGCACGAUCAGAAAUACUCCAAAGUCAAGGUGGUCAAGGUUUCACUGAUGGCGGAAUUCAGAGUCUCGAACGACGAGAGAAGUAAAUUCGCUGCAAUUAUAAUUGAAUGGGAUCUUCUCAGACCAGGACAGGAUCGAUUUGCGGGCGACAUGACUGGGCCCGAUGGUCUAAUUUAUUUCAAGCUACGUGCACAUUCUGAUGACCCCCUUGCACGCUAUCUAGGCAUCGCAUAUCCUCAUCCCGAUCAAGACAGGCUAUCCACUGAAAACACAAAGACAAUCCGAGACCAUUUGACUGAAUGCGACCAGCACCAUAAUCAUGCCUCCAGCGUUAUCCACCAUGGGGAGUCCAUAGACGACAGGUUGCCUCUCCGGCUUAUUGAAAUCACUCAAGACCAGGAAGGGAAAAAGCUACGCUUAGUGGAAACCAAAGAUCUGAAUAGUCAUGGUUCAAACUGUCAAGAUGCCUCUAAUGUACCAAAGUAUGCUGCACUCAGCUACCGCUGGGGCUCCGACGAGUUUCUCGCCACAACUCCCAGCAACCUCCAAGCGCAUUACCAGGAUAUCCCACUAUCGCCAUUCUCGGCAGAUGACCCCACAGCGACUCUACCGCCUGGUUUCAGAGACGUGGUUGACAUAUGCUGCGCAUUGGGCAUUUCCUAUUUAUGGAUUGACAGCCUCUGCAUCAUCCAGAAGGAAACGAGAACCAAGGAGAAGGGUCUUCUUGAGAUCCAACAGGACCAGUCCCGACGCGAUUGGGCCUCGGAGUCGACCAAAAUGCACAGCAUCUAUAUGUCAUCAUACCUGACAAUUUACUUGACUGCCACGGAUACACCCCUUCAGAAUGUCUUUGAUCGACCUGUAUGCGGAUCUAAAUCUCUGGUACCCAUUACAUACUCCAUCGAUAACCACCCUGGAAUCCACGGCUCGUUCUUCAUCGAACCCUCACCUUACACAGGCGAACUGGAUCACCUUUUCUGGAACCCCUACCUAGCCGCCGAAGACGAACUGGACUCGUCAGUAUGGAACACCCGCGGCUGGACCCUGCAGGAACGACUCCUAUCACCACGAAAACUCUACAUCGGAGUGACUGAUAUGCUCGGUCUAGGUUUAUUUACCUGCCCCUCACCAAAAGAUUAUGGGCGCGAUGUCGAUCUGGCCAAACGGCCCCGACGCCACAAGUCACUAGAUAAACUAGAGAUCGGCGGAACAUCAUCUUCGACGGGCGCAGAAGGUCCCGACAAAACCGAAUUAUACAAUGCCUGGUACAAAAUCGUGGAAGACUACACCUGUCGCGAUCUGACCGUCCAAAGCGACAAGUUACCCGCGGUUGCCGGCAUCGCGCGCACUCACGCUUUGGCUUUAAAUGAUGAGUACCUUGUCGGAUUAUGGGUCCAGGAUCUGGCCUCGGGACUUCUUUGGGCCACCCGUAACGCGAUGAGUCCCGGGAUGGAUCGAUGGUUCGGGGAAAGAGAACGUCGGCCAAUGAUCCCAACGAAAAAUUAUCGGGCGCCGACAUGGUCGUGGUGUGCCAAUGAUGGGGCGGUUGAGUUUCUUGCAAGUAAUCUCUAUAAUCCGAGACCGGAAAUUGAGGUUCUCGGUCACGAUAUAAUCCCGCAGUACGCGGGAGACAGUUAUGGGCAACUGGCAGUCGACCAAGGUGACCGGGGGUACGUGAAGCUCAGAGCAAAAAUUAGAGCGGCCCGUAUGGAGGCUCGCUUUCAGCCAAUACCAGAAGGCAUGCUGUGGGCUUUCCCCGGUCUGAAGAACCGUGAUCCCGAGGAGGAAAAUAAAAAGUUUCAAUUGCGAUAUGUCCAUGUGGCUGACGGUACUAAAGGGAGUCAUAGUGAGACUAUAUUCCUGGAUCAUGCAGGGUGCUAUCUUGACGAACAGGAAGUCUACCUGAUGAUCGUAUCGAGAGGUGAUGGAAAAGUAUGGUCGGAGCCUGUAAGGUACGAAGAUGGGGUCCAGUCUGCCGGGUUGGUGCUGCUGAAGUGUCCGAAUCAGACGAGAAUGGAGUUCAAGCGGAUUGGCUUCUAUGAACAUUUCUAUGAUUUUGGUCUUACCCCGGUCUUCGAUGAUUGUGAGCCGCAGACUAUCUAUCUGGUCUGA